Messenger RNA from Drosophila subpulchrella, 1252 nucleotides. RefSeq names its product protein dimmed (gene dimm). The transcript is spliced from 2 exons. Lineage: Eukaryota; Metazoa; Arthropoda; Insecta; Diptera; Drosophilidae. The record is from RefSeq and is a predicted model, not a curated record. Gene Ontology annotation, molecular function: protein dimerization activity. The coding region runs from base 35 to 1252 and encodes 405 amino acids.
CUUCAAUCUGGUCUAUUGGGAAGUUUCACCAAAAAUGGAUGCCACGCAGCUAACGGAACUGAUGAGCAGUCAUGACUUCAUGCAGUUGCAACACCAGUUGCACCACAACAACAAUAACUACAACACAGACGGACACAAUGGACUAUCCUCGGAGUCGGCGGAGGGGAGUUCGCGACCCAUUCGUCGCGCCACCAGACGCACCUCACAGUUAAGCAAUAACACCUACGACCUGGAGAUGACCGACUCCAGUUCGCAGAGCGAUGACACGAGUGGCGGUGGGGGCAGCAGCAAUGGAGGAGGCAGUGCCACCAACACUGGUCAUCCCUCUGGCGGUUCGCUGGGCAACCAGGGAUCCUCGAGUCGCGGACGCGUCCAGCAGGCCGGCUCAGGUGGCGGUGCCUCCUGCCCUUCGACCCUGGCCCCUAACAGCGCCAACUCCUCCUCCGCCGCCUCCAAUGCAAAUGCCAAUGCCAAUCGGCGGCGCAAGGGAGCUCUAAAUGCCAAGGAGCGGAAUAUGCGGCGCCUAGAGUCCAAUGAACGCGAACGCAUGCGGAUGCACAGCCUUAACGAUGCCUUCCAAUCGCUGCGAGAGGUCAUCCCGCACGUGGAGAUGGAACGGCGGCUGUCCAAGAUCGAAACGCUGACGCUGGCCAAGAACUACAUCAUCAAUCUGACCCACAUAAUACUCUCCAAGCGGAACGAGGAGGCGGCAGCCUUGGAGCUCAACUCGGGCGCGGUGGGCGGUGUGCUGCUCUCCAAUUUGACUGCGGAAAAUGGAGGUGGGUCAGCAAAUAAUACCAGUGCAGCUACGCUCUGCUUCGAGGACGCCCUGGCCAAUGGAGGAGCCUUCGACUGUGCCCUCCUGGCGGCCACCGAUACCGGCAGCCUGCUCAACGCCGCCGCAGUGACUGCCAGUCCAGCGAUGCAGAGCCUCCAGCCGCAGGCCAUCCACAUGCAGACGCCGCUGGAGCAGCAGCAGCAAUCCAGCCACCUCCCCCACCACCAGCAGGCGAUGCAUGGCCAUGGCCACCUGGGGGCCACCAUGAUGCAGUCGCAACAGCAGCAGCAGCAGCAGCAGCAGCAGCCCACGCUCAUACUCAAUGGCAACUCACCAGUGGGCGUGGGAGUUGGCAUAGGGGUUGGUGUGGGCGUGGGCGUGGGGGUGGGGGUUGGUGUGGGUGUGGGCAACAACACCUCCAGCUUCGCAGAUAUCAACGAUAAUUUCGACGAGCCAUUUCGAGAGUUCCUCUAA